Alosa sapidissima (American shad) is the source of this 917-nucleotide messenger RNA. RefSeq names its product SUB1 regulator of transcription b (gene sub1b). Lineage: Eukaryota; Metazoa; Chordata; Actinopteri; Clupeiformes; Clupeidae. Gene Ontology annotation, molecular function: transcription coactivator activity; DNA binding. Gene Ontology annotation, cellular component: transcription regulator complex; nucleus. The record is from RefSeq and is a predicted model, not a curated record. The transcript is spliced from 5 exons. Bases 114 to 494 code for a protein of 126 amino acids. Gene Ontology annotation, biological process: positive regulation of transcription initiation by RNA polymerase II.
UCAAUACCCACAAUGCAAAAGGCAACAAAUUCUCUGGCGACAGCAGUCGCUUUCCUCCAGUUACUUCCUGUGCGCUUCAGUCAAUCUAUUGAGUCAUAGCAAAUCCAUCCAUCAUGCCCAAGUCAAAGGAGGUGCUGUCCACCACAUCAGGAAGCGAUUCAGACAGUGAAGUGGAGAAAAAGGCAAAGAGAAAGAAGCCAAGUGUCCCUGAGAAACCUGCGAAGAAGCAGAAGAGUGGAGGAGAGACCUCCAAGGCCGGCGGCUCCUCAAGGGCUGAUGGAAAUAAAGACGACAACUUAUUCCAGAUUGGAAAGAUGAGGUAUGUCAGUGUCAGAGAUUUUAAAGGCAAAGUCCUGAUUGACGUUCGAGAGUACUGGAUGGACCAAGCAGGUGAAAUGAAACCUGGCAAAAAAGGUAUUUCCUUGAACCCAGAGCAGUGGAACCAGCUGAAGGAACAAAUGUCUGACAUCGAUGAUGCAAUCAGAAGAUUAUAAUGAGCUGUGUAACUGUGCAGAAAAGGUUGAACAAGUUUUUAAGAGGUUGCCUCCCAACUUUUGUAGGCACUUUGGUAAUGGACCAUUCUUACUUGUGCUGUAAGUUUGCACUAGCUUGUUGGAGUUAAAUUUGUUUUCGUUUGUGAUGUGACCUAUUGGGUGUAAACCAGUUAAAAAAAAAAAACCUGUUCAUUAUGUCAUGUACCUACGCUUGUCCCUCAAGAGUGUGUGUGUGUGCGCGUGCACGUGUGUGUGUGCGCUUUUGUGUGUUUGAUCUGGAUGUGGGGUUGUUUCUAUUUCUUUUUUUUCUGAUUAUUAUUUGAUUUUGACUUGGACGAUGGUGGAUUCCUUUGUGUUCAGCUCCAUGGUAAUAAAUGCCGUUUUGUGUGGCGGCUCCGUGAACGCUCUCACGGCUUCAUCUCA